This is a messenger RNA of Saccoglossus kowalevskii, 2783 nucleotides long. RefSeq lists its product as uncharacterized. The record is from RefSeq and is a predicted model, not a curated record. Lineage: Eukaryota; Metazoa; Hemichordata; Enteropneusta; Harrimaniidae.
GCAGUCUAUACAUCAUGAAGCCGAAUUUCAUCGCUGUGGCUGUUCUAUACGUGCUCAUUUUAUUAGAAGUAGAUGUUUCCGGUGUACAUGGGAAAUCCAUGAGAGAAUAUGUUCAACGGGCAAGUGUUAUUGGCCAGAAGUUGAUUGUUGAUGCAUCAUCCGAUGUGGCUGUCACUACAUAUAUACCCGACCUCACAGACGUGUCAGCUUGUUUGUGGUUGAAAACUAAAGAAACCAACGACGGAACACCAAUAUCCUAUGCUAUCAGCGAGGAGUUCAACGAGUUGAUCCUUUUUGAUACCGGUAAUUUGAGAGUUUAUGUACGAGGCAAAAAUGGUGGCAAAAGUGGUAUUGCUGUGAAUGAUGAUGAUUGGCACCAUUUGUGUGUCACGUGGUCAUCUAGUGGAGGACUGUGGAAUAUCUAUGAUGAUGGUCAUUUAGCUGCAUCCGGAUCGGGUCUCCAGAGUGGUGAUGCCAUCCGAGGAGGCGGUGUCAUGACCCUUGGACAGGAACAAGACAGCCUACGUGGUGGAUAUGAUUCUAAACAAGCAUUAAAAGGAGAGCUUGCGUUCUUCAAUAUGUGGAGCAGAAUUCUGACUGAUAAUGAAAUAGGCCAGCUGGCUACAGACUGUAAUGGUGAGACAGAUGGUGACCUGUUUGCAUGGAGUUUGGGUAAUCUUGACCUUGGUGGCAGUGUUAACACUCUCCCAGCUGAUAUAUGUCUUGAAUGGACAGGUGAUGAGAAGUUAGUUGUUGAUGUUUCAUCGGAUGUGGCUGUUACCACACCCAUUCCCGAACUCACAGACGUGUCAGCUUGUUUGUGGUUAAAAACUAAAGCUACCAACGACGGAACACCAAUAUCCUAUGCUAUCAGUGGAGAGUUCAACGAGUUGAUCCUUUUUGAUACCAGUAAUUUGAGAUUUUAUGUACGAGGGGGAAAUGGUGGCAAAAGUGGUAUUGCCGUGAAUGACAAUGAUUGGCACCAUUUGUGUGUCACGUGGUCAUCUAGUGGAGGACUGUGGAAUAUCUAUGAUGAUGGUGCUUUGGCUGCAUCCGGAUCAGGUCUCCAGAGUGGUAAUGUCAUCCGAGGAGGCGGUGUAAUGACCCUUGGACAGGAACAAGACAGCUUACGUGGUGGAUAUGACUCUAAACAAGCAUUAAAAGGAGAGCUUGCCUACUUCAAUAUGUGGAGCAGAAUUCUGACUGAUGCCGAAAUAGGACAACUGGCAACAGAGUGUAAUGGCGAGACAGAAGGAAACCUUUUUGCGUGGAGUUCCGGUAAUCUAGACCUUGAUGGUAGUGUUGGAACUCUCCCAGCUGAUAUAUGUCUUCAGUGGUCAGGUGAUGAGAAGUUAGUUGUUGAUGAAUCAUCGGAUGUGGCUAUUACCACGCCCAUUCCCGAACUCACAGACGUGUCAGCUUGUUUGUGGUUAAAAACUAAAGCUACCAACGACGGAACACCAAUAUCCUAUGCUAUCAGUGGAGAGUUCAACGAGUUGAUCCUUUUUGAUACCAGUAAUUUGAGAGUUUAUGUACGUGGGGAAAAUGGUGGCAAAAGUGGCAUUGCUGUGAAUGAUGAUGAUUGGCACCAUUUGUGUGUCACGUGGUCAUCUAGUGGAGGACUGUGGAAUAUCUAUAAUGAUGGUGCUUUGGCUGCAUCCGGAUCGGGUCUCCAGAGUGGUAAUGUCAUCCGAGGAGGCGGUGUAAUGACCCUUGGACAGGAACAGGACAGCUUACGUGGUGGAUAUGACUCUAAGCAAGCAUUAAAAGGAGAGCUUGCAUACUUCAAUAUGUGGAGCAGAAUUCUAACUGAUGCCGAAAUAGGCCAACUGGCUGCAGAGUGUCAUGGCCACACAGAAGGUGAUCUGUUUGCUUGGAGUUCGGCGGAUAUUGACCUUGAUGGCAAUCCUGAGAAACUUCCAGCUGAUAUAUGUCCACCAACAACCAAAGCACCGACUACUACUACUGCAGCACAAACUACUGCAGUAAAAACAACUGGCGCACCAACUACAGCUGCACAACCAACUGACGCACCUACUACUGCAGCAAAAACAACUGCUGCUCUAACUACUGCAGCAAAAACAACUGCUGCACUAACUACUGCAGCAAAAACAACUGCUGCACUAACUACUGCAGCAAAAACAACUCCUGCAGCACAAACAAAUGCCGCACCAAUCACAGACUGCAUAACCCCAGCUCUUGUGAAUAUUGCUGUUGGCAAAUCUGUUGCCCAGAGCUCAACCAAAAAAACCGAGACAGAUGCAGGUCGUGCUGUUGACGGGGACAAGAACAGUGAUUUGGAAGCCGGGUUAUCCUGCACGCAGACGGAAAAAGAAUAUCAACCAUGGUGGAAGGUAGAUCUUGGAGAAACUAGAGAUGUUUAUCAAGUUAUCAUCACAAAUAGACAGGACUGUUGUUCUUUCCGUUUGAAGAAUGCUGAAAUACGUGUUGGUGACAGUGAUACUUUCGAGAAUAAUACAGUCUGUGGUGAGAUGUUGGUUGCCAAAACAGCAAACCAAGAAACCAUUGUCAUGGAUUGUGGAUGUGGUCAACCGUUGAGAGGACGAUAUGUAAUUAUCCAACUGGUAGAUAAACUACAAAUGCUUCAGCUUUGUGAAGUAGAAGUAAUGUCCGGCUAAGAAUCUGAAUGUUGUUUUCAGUAUUUUAGUACAUUUUAUUUCUAAUUAUAAUAUUGUCAAGAUGCUUCACAAAGUAACAUCUAUAAAUUAUUCGGUGUGUAGGUUGUAACUUGUUUAAUAUCAAUAAAUAUCACUUAAUCAUUG